CCCUCCUUAUCUCUUUCCAUUUCACCCUCAUUGAAUCUUCUUCAACCCACAAUUCUGCAACUCAAAACCUUCUUUACACAUCAUGACGACCUUCGAUCUCCCACAGGAAGUGCUUCAACUGCUACCUUCCGAUCCAUUCGAGCAGCUCGAUUUCGCACGCAAAAUCACCUCCAUUGCUCUCUUCACCCGAAUCUCUGCUCUCGAAUCCGAAUCCUUUGCCCUCCGCCACCAGCUCAACGAUAAAGACCUCGUUGUUGAUGAUCUUAACGCUCAGAUUGACUCGCUUAACACUAGUUUAUUAGAUGUUGUUGAUCAACUUUCCCGCGCUGAUCAAGAGAAAGAAGUUUUGUUGAAGGAGAAUGCGUCGCUUGCGGAACAAGUUAAAAAGCUCAAUCGUGAUGUUGCUAAGUUGGAGAGCUUCAGGAAAACGCUCAUGAUGUCACUUCAAGAUGAAGAAGGAAGUUCUGCUAGGAACCCAGUGGUUGCUUCACCAGUCGUGCCAAAUCGUACGAGCUUAUCAUCUCAGUCAAAAGCUGGAGAAAAUGAUGAUAAUGUGCCGCUGCCACCUUCAAGUGAGUCACCGAUAAUGAGUCAGUCAUCAGAUGUACUGAAUUCCUCUCAAGAUGAGCCAGUGACAGAUGCCUCGAGAACUCAAGUGUCACCACCGGGUCUGUUAGCAUCUAAAACAAGCACACCUCGGUUAACACCACCUGGAUCCCCUCCAAGCGUAUCAGCAUCUGGAUCACCAAAAAGAACGUCUAAGCCGGUUUCUCCAAGAAGGCACUCUGUUUCUUCUUCAACCACAAGAAGCAUGUCUGAUGACAGAUCCUCUGCUUUUUCAUCAGCAACCUCAAGCCCAUACGGGUCCAUGUCAGGGCGGACCCGAGUGGAUGGUAAAGAAUUUUUCAGACAAGUGAGGGGAAGAUUAUCAUAUGAGCAGUUUAGUGCAUUUUUAGCAAAUGUCAAGGAAUUAAAUUCCCACAAGCAAACCAAGGAGGAUACGUUACGGAUUGCGGAUGAUAUAUUUGGACCAGAAAACAAGGACCUUUAUGUAAUUUUUGAGGGAUUAAUUACUCGUAAUGUCCACUAAAACGACUACAACUUGUUUUCUGUUCCCACUUUGUAAUUUAUAUGAUGUUAGUAAUAGUAAUUAGUAAUAGUAAUGAAGUCGUUAAGACAUGGCAAGAUUGCCGGUUUCUAAAAAGUAGUGAAAACUAGAAAAUGGAGUGUGAUUAUAAUGUUACUAGUAGUGCUAUACAACUACUGCUAUCGCUUUGUAUUA
Helianthus annuus (common sunflower) is the source of this 1282-nucleotide messenger RNA. RefSeq lists its product as uncharacterized. The transcript has 9 exons. Lineage: Eukaryota; Viridiplantae; Streptophyta; Magnoliopsida; Asterales; Asteraceae. The record is from RefSeq and is a predicted model, not a curated record. The coding region runs from base 83 to 1090 and encodes 335 amino acids.